AUGGAAUUAGAAAAAAUAGAAGAUAAAGUCGAAGACAAAAAACAAGAUAAAUUAGACGAAAACCCCAUCGAAUUAGAAAAGCCAUAAAAAAGUAUAUUGAUGAAAGGGCCCAACAUCAUCGUUUCUGGUAAUAAAGUCUCAUUAGCCUUCAAGGAAUCAGGUUAUGAAACUCUUAUUUUGUAGCCACCCAUGGGCAAUGAGAAUAGUUUAAUAAUAAACUUAAUAAAUGGUUCUGGAGUGAGAGUAGGCAUAACUCUCAAUGAUCCCUCACUCAAUCUGAUUGAAUAUCCUGUAGGAAUGCACAGAUGCUAAUAUAGCUAUAGAGUCAAGGACGGAUCCAAGUUUAAUGAUGGCAUUGGAGCUAAGUAUGGAAAUGGUAUCAAGAAAUCAGAACCAUUGAGAAUGUUAUUUAUUAAUAAUGAAUUAAUUUUUGAAGAAUAAGGCAAAUCCCUUGGUUGUGCCUUCAAAGUACUCCCAAUAAAGGAUGGGAAAUAUUAUCCAGCUAUUUCAAUCUUUUAAGAUGCCCAAGUUGAAUUUGUCUACCAUUGA
Molecule: messenger RNA, 549 nt
Organism: Paramecium tetraurelia
Lineage: Eukaryota; Ciliophora; Oligohymenophorea; Peniculida; Parameciidae
Exons: 2
Source: RefSeq, a predicted model, not a curated record